Messenger RNA from Moesziomyces aphidis, 3702 nucleotides. The record is from the annotation of a GenBank genome assembly. NCBI's taxonomy places the organism in Eukaryota, Fungi, Basidiomycota, Ustilaginomycetes, Ustilaginales, Ustilaginaceae.
AUGCAGAGUGCGCCAUCCUCGUCGCGCACAUCCCACAUCGAGCCCACUUCGCCCACACACCGCUUCCCUUCGCGCCAUUCCCAUCGCGACCAGCACCUGACGCUCCACUCCGAGCCCGACUAUCCCACAUCCGCAGACAGUCCCAUCGACACUCACCCUCGCAGGUCCCUCGCACGCUCCCUGCAUCGCCACGCGCCACCCUCGGCAGACGCACAGCCCCAGCGCGACCUCUCGCCAAAGACGACAUCCCAGCAGCUCGGCCCCGCACCCGGCCUGCCCCUGCAUCCCACCUUCGCUCCAUCCUCCUCCUCUUCCACCCAACAGCCUCCUCAGUCCGCCGCGUCUCCAUCCGCAGUCUCGUCCGCAGCCGCUGCCAACCCGUCCACGCUCCAGCUCCUCACCAUCCUUCACAGCCUCCAGCAGCGUUCCUCCAAAUCGGCUCCAGAACCCGCACAGCAGGCUCAACUCGAAAACCUGCUCCAACAGGUCGCCCAGGUCUUUGGCACAGCCUCUCCCGCCUCCCCCUCCGAAGCCCCGCUCUCUUCGCCUGCACUCCGUCCUCUCGAACCCAUCCCCGUGCCCAACGCACGCUCGCCAGCGCCACACCCAGCCGAGGGCGCCUCCACCGCCACAGCACCAGCACCAGCUACCCUCCAGUCGGGCAAGGAGAAUCGCAGAGUCAGUCUACCGGCACAAGCAAUCACAAAGGACUCGCCUCAGCUCGGCUUUUCCGAGCACAUCUCGCGCCGCCCAUCCGCAUCCUCGCCGGCAUUGGACCACGACGACGCCGCUCCCAGCCCCUCGAUCCAGCGCAAGGAGCACGAGUCCGCCAAUCGCAUCUGCUACAACUGCGGCACCAACGUACCCACCACCUGGCGCAUCCUCAAGCUUCCCGCAGGCAGCAUCAUCAACAACCCCGCCGCAGAAAAGCCGGCAGCAACAACCAACGAUGCCAGCGCCGCCGACGACUCCGAGUCCGGCUGGAAGCCGCGCUACGAUGCCACACAGAGCCCCGUCCACGCCGACGGCGAAUCGCGCUGGUCCGCCUGCAACCCGUGCGGCCUCUACUAUCUCAAGUGGAACAACUCGCGUCCCGAGUACGUCUGGAGGAAGGAGCACGCCACCAAGGCCUACCGAGAGCGCAAGGCGCUCGCCGACGCCGCAAAGAGGCGACGCGACACCGUCGAGGCCGGCUCGAGCAAGCGCGCGCGCAUCGCCAACUCGGACGUGGAUGCCGCGUCUCCCUACAGCGCUGCUGCCACGCCCCAUGGCCACAACAAGCCCAAUGCAGACGCCGAGGCGCGCGACGAGUCCACCUCGCCCAACUACGACGCCUCGACGGCCGCGUCCAGCUCGGGUCGCAAGGCCAGCAUGCCGCGCACGCUCAGCGAGGCUUGCCAUCGCGACGCAGAGAAGCUCGAGUCGCAGCGCAGCACCAAGAAAAAGGAAAAGGAAAAGCCGCUCUGCAAGAAGCAGGCCGACCGCGAGUACGUCCUCGACCACAACACGGGCAAGUGGCGCAGCAGGAGGAGCAUGCGCGAAAACCCAGAGGGCAAGCGGCCCGGUCGACCCAAAGGCUCGGUCAAAGUGCCCCAGAAUGCCGCCAAGCCCGGCGCUGCCGACUCCUCGCCUCCCACCAGCACCAAGGACGACAGCCAGAUGCAGCCCGUGGGCGCAUCGGCCAAGCAAGCCGACGCCGGCAGCAGCAGCAGCAGCGAUGCGAGCGGAUCCAAGCCGAGCGGGUCGGCCAACAAGGCACAGUCGAGUCUGGCAGCAGGGCAGCGCGAGGGCGACUUUAGGCUGCCCGCACCGCCUCAGCCCAUGGCGCCGCAGCUGGCGCGCCAGGCGUCUGCGUCGCGCAUGGUCAACUUUGCGCAGUCGAGUCCCGUGCGUCCAUCGAUGAACGCGAGCCUGAUGCAGCCCGAGGCGGUGAAUGCGCUGCACCGGUUCGGCGCGCACAUGCUCGAGAGUCCGUCGCGCGACGUGCGCUUCCGCGUGCCGAGCUAUCUGAUGAACUCGAGCCCGGGCACCAUGCUCGACACGCUCAUGAGCGAGGCCGACUUUGACUUUGAAGAGCUCGGUCCGUUGGGGCCGCUGCAGACGCCGGGGACGCUGCUGGGCAACAUGCGCGAUGCCAACGGCACGCCGCUGCGCCUGCGCCGCAGCCCGCGCAAGAACCCGCACGGCACCAUCUCGGGGCAGAACCCCUAUGCGUCGCCGACCGCCAAGCGCGGCAGCCCGUCGUUUGGCAGGGAGCGCAGAGGGCAGGUGCCCGAAUCGCCGAGUCGCAGGUCGCUGGUGGCCUCGAGCAGUGCCAGUCCGGUGACGCGUAGUAGGACGCGUUCGGGACACGGCGUGCUGCAUCCGGCGCUGUACUCGAGCAGCGACGGUGCGGAGAACGCGCAUGCCAAGAGCAGCAGCAACGUCACCUCGCCCGCCUCGCCCUCGGAGGCCGCAGGCAAGGCCAAGGGCAAGGGCAAGGCGACGUCGUCGCUGCAGGCUACGGGCAAGACGCAGCUGGCGUCCAAGCAGGCGCAGGUCGAGGCAAGUGCGCGCGCAGCCUCGCGCCGCCGCCGUGCCGAUGCGGACGACCAAGACGACGACGCGCCCGAGACGCAAUUCGUCAAGGGCCCCUACCGCAGUGCGAGCCGCGAGGGCUCGGCCGGGCUGCCGUCGUGCCCUGCAUCGCCGAGCCUCGGACGGGCGAACCGCAAGCUGGGUCGACACUUGAGCAGCGUCAGUGCACACUCGCCGCAGUCCGGUGCGGCGACGCUGGCCAGGCUUGAUCUGCCGCCGAGCAGCCCAGCGUUCGAUCUGCCCACAGCGUGCAGUUCGGGCUCGAUCGAGGUGGAUGGUUGGGGUCGCACGCCGAGCAUGCGCGAGAUCUUUCCCACGCCGAGCGAUCUCGACUGGCCCAGUGACGCGUCGCCCGCCACGCAAGAUGCGCCGACCACAGCGCCGGCGGUGCAGCAAGCCGAGACGAGCGAGUCCAAGGAGCUGGUGGUCAAGCCUUGCACUGCUGUGGUUCGCCGCCGACCGCUGCCUGCGACGGUGGAGGAUGGGAGCUCGUCGGUUUCCGGCUCGUCGCCCGCGCAUUCGGACGACUCGCCCGAGGGCAGCACCAACAUGUUUGACCUGCUCGAGGAUCCGUAUGGCAUCCUGGCUGCUUCUGGUUUUGGCAUUGACGCCGACGGGGCACUGACGAGCCUCGAGAUGCCCGUGCCUGCACAGCAGCAGAUGACGCCGACGUCGUCGGCUGCGGCGAGUGCAAGCGCACCUUCGAUUUCCGCCGACAAGUUUAACGACGUCUCGCUGCAUCCGGCGCAGGAGUUUGGCACGCAUCUCAGCGAGUUCAACUCGAGCGGUGGCGUGGGUGUGGCGGCGCAUGUGGCGGGCACGGGUACGGCUGCAGCCGUGCAGAUCGCCAACGCCUCGGAUGCCAAUGCCAACCCGCUCGCUGGGGUGGAUGCUGGAUUCUUGGCCACGCUACCGCGCGAGUUGAGCGCCAUCCUCACCUCGCCCAAGAAGAACAUCCCGCCCAAAAUCAUCGAGCUCCUCGCGAGUCCGUCCAAGGCCAAGCCUUUUGCCGAUCCGCCCUCGCCCGGCCUGGAGCGCGUGCAAGGCGAGACGCACGACUUUUCCGCCCUCUUUGCCAAUCCGGACAUCCAAGCUCUACUUGCCGAGUUCGAGUCCAUGCCCUAA